AUGGCCGCCGUAGUUUCUCGCCAUCGGUGUCUCAAUGGCCACCCUUGGUCAUCACCAUUCAAGGUCUUUUUGCUCCAGGGCACCACCUCUUCAAACCCUUCGGCCGCUCGACGGACAUUUGCCACCACGACCGACGACGUCCCAACAACAAAGCCACGGGUGCGCGCAACUACGUUCGCUGACAAACUCAACGCCGGUCCUUCGUUUUCAGACUUUGUGUCGGGCAGAGACGAGCCCCUAGAUCCUGCCGAUGCCUAUGCGCUGAAGACUGCGCUAGUAGGCCCAGAAGGGAAAAAGAAACAAAUCACCCGCCUGCCUUCGUGGCUCAAGACCUCGAUCCCAGAUAGCGCAAACUAUAAGAAGAUAAAGAAUGAUCUCAGGGGCCUCAACCUACACACGGUGUGCGAGGAAGCUAGGUGUCCCAACAUUUCCGAGUGCUGGGGUGGAAGCAGCAAGUCCGCAGCAACGGCGACCAUAAUGUUGAUGGGCGAUACCUGUACACGAGGCUGUCGAUUCUGCAGCGUCAAGACAUCCAAGACGCCUCCGCCGUUGGAUCCCCACGAGCCCGAGCACACGGCAGAAGCACUGUCACGAUGGGGCCUGGGGUACGUUGUCAUGACCGUCGUGGACCGCGACGAUCUGCCAGACGGCGGUGCGCACCAUCUCGCCGAGACGAUUCGAAAAGUCAAGGCCAAAGCACCUUCGAUCUUGGUGGAAUGUUUGACAGGAGAUUACGCCGGCGACCUUGAAAUGGUCAAGUUGGUGGCCACGUCUGGUUUGGAUGUGUAUGCCCACAACGUUGAGACCACCGAGGCGCUCACCCCUCAAGUCCGGGAUCGCCGCGCAACGUUCAGACAAUCUCUAAGCGUCUUGAGGGCCGCCAAAGAGGCCAAGCCGGAAUUGAUCACAAAGACGUCCAUGAUGCUCGGACUGGGCGAGAAGGAGGAGGACGUUUGGGCAGCCCUCCGGGAUUUGCGAGCCAACAAUGUUGACGUGGUCACAUUCGGCCAGUAUAUGCGUCCCACGAAAAGACACAUGGCCGUGCAUGAGUAUGUCACUCCCGAUGUGUUUGAGCAGUGGAGAGUCAGAGCGCUUGAAAUGGGCUUCCUCUACGUGGCCAGUGGUCCGCUGGUUCGAAGCAGUUACAAGGCCGGUGAGGCCUUUAUUGAGAACGUUUUGAAGAAAAGGCGAGCCGGUCGAGCUGAGACGGCCACGGCAGAUAUUGCUGGCGAUAUCCCCGUGAACAGUAUCCAGUUGGGCAAGGUUUGA
This is a messenger RNA of Exophiala spinifera, 1269 nucleotides long. Its product is annotated as lipoyl synthase, mitochondrial. Lineage: Eukaryota; Fungi; Ascomycota; Eurotiomycetes; Chaetothyriales; Herpotrichiellaceae. The transcript has a single exon. The coding region runs from base 1 to 1269 and encodes 422 amino acids. Gene Ontology annotation, cellular component: mitochondrion. Gene Ontology annotation, biological process: lipoate biosynthetic process. The record is from RefSeq and is a predicted model, not a curated record. Gene Ontology annotation, molecular function: 4 iron, 4 sulfur cluster binding; lipoate synthase activity.